This is a messenger RNA of Camelina sativa (false flax), 483 nucleotides long. RefSeq lists its product as uncharacterized. The record is from RefSeq and is a predicted model, not a curated record. NCBI's taxonomy places the organism in Eukaryota, Viridiplantae, Streptophyta, Magnoliopsida, Brassicales, Brassicaceae.
AUGUCAGACCAUAAUGGUCUCGGUCCACACUCGCCCUUAUCUGGGCCAACAUCGUAUCAACAAGUCAAACAAGGCUUGGAAGAGAAACUUGGGAGACCGGUGAGUCUUGGUGAGGUUUUCAAAGAGACACAUACAAGGCCAGAUGGUACGUAUGUCGAUCGAAAAGCCGAGAAGAUCUUCUCAACUUAUGAGAAAAACUUACAAGCUAAGAUAUCUGAGAUCGACUCAAGCUUAGGAGCUCACAGCAGAAGAUUAUACGACCAUCUUUCUUCAGGUAAAUCCACUGAGAAGGAUUCCCGAGGUAAUCUUCUUGGACUUGGAAGCCUCAAGGAUCAUCUUCAGGAUCUUCUCAAUGGCAAGAGCUAUCAACAAGGACAGUCGUCGUUUGUAGCAUCGCAAGAGCAAAUAAAAGAAGCUCAUCGUAUAAUUGAAGAACAAGUUGCCUAUAAUGCAAAACGUGAUGCUGACAAUUGCUGCUCGUGA